This is a messenger RNA of Gastrolobium bilobum, 597 nucleotides long. RefSeq names its product early nodulin-55-1-like. The record is from RefSeq and is a predicted model, not a curated record. Gene Ontology annotation, cellular component: plasma membrane. The transcript is spliced from 2 exons. The coding region runs from base 1 to 597 and encodes 198 amino acids. Lineage: Eukaryota; Viridiplantae; Streptophyta; Magnoliopsida; Fabales; Fabaceae. Gene Ontology annotation, molecular function: electron transfer activity.
AUGGGUUCUUUACCUCCAUUAUUGUUGAUCAUUUUUUUCUCUAUGUGGCUGCUAAUUUCCUGCUCUGAAGCCCGAGAAUUUCUAGUUGGAGGCAGUGAGAAUUCAUGGAAGGUUCCUCUUCCAUCACAAGAUUCACUCAACCAGUGGGCCAAGCGUCAACGAUUCAGGAUCGGCGAUGCUCUCAUUUUUAAAUAUGAUAACAGAACAGAAUCGGUGCACGUGGUGAAUGAGAAUGAUUAUCAGAGGUGCAAUAGUGAGAGAGCGGAACACACAAUAUUCAGGGACGGCAAUACCAAGUUCUGGCUUUCCAAUUCAGGACAUCACCACUUUAUUAGUGCUCAGGGUCAUUGCCAGAUGGGGUUAAAGCUUCUUGUUGUCGUCAUGUCUGAAAUACACGGAGGAGGAACGUCUCAUCCCCCGCCUCCUUCAUCGUCAGCGUCACCCGCACCGCCAUUUUCACCAUCACCAUCACCUUCACCGUCACCGUCACCGUCACCGUCACCAACUAAUCAAGGUGUUGCUCGCGGUUCAAGCGGUGGAUUCAUCGGAAUUGUGAUGUGGUUGGGUGUUUCAUUGGUGAUGAUGUUCUUAAUUUAA